GGACCAUCAGGCUUUCCGUACCGUUGUGACGUCACCGCCCUCGCCCAUUUCCGCUGUUUUGUGAAGUUUCGGCGGGUUUUACAAAUACGUUUGAUAUUCACUUUAUGAGCAUUAGCCGUCGGAGAGCGCAAUAUGGAGCGUGGAAGGAUGAGUCGAGUUACAGGCAGCAGACUGUCAGAGCUGCCGCUGAGAGUGCAGGACAACAGGAUGAGUAUGGUGUAUACGACACCACAGAGUAAACAGCCCGCAUUUGGAAAGCUCAGCGUAUCCAAACCACAGUCUGGGACCUCUGAAAGGCGUACCAGUUUCUUUGGCGCCAGGACUAGUGGAGCCAACAUGCCUCGUACCAGCACCAUGUCAGGGUUUGGAGGAACUGAGAAGAUCAAAGAUGCCAGACCACUACAUGACAAAUCUUAUGUUCAGCAAUGUAUCAGACAGCUACAUGAGUUCUUGACAGAGCAGGGUUUCCCAGGGACUUUGUCGUCAAAAACCCUCCAGUCUCCCUCCACCAAGGAGUUUGUGAAGAUGUUUGAGUUCAUCUACCGCCAGCUAGACCCAACCUUUGAGUUGCCAAACUCAAAGGUUGAGGAGGAGAUUCCAGCUAUCCUGAAGAGCUUGAGGUAUCCAUUUGUUCUCUCCAAGUCCUCUAUGUAUUCUGUUGGAGCUCCUCAUACCUGGCCUCAGGCCCUGGGUGCCCUCAUUUGGCUAAUUGAUAACGUCAAGAUCUGUUGGAGUUUGAGUCAGCAGGAGCUGCUCUUCAGCGACUUCUGUGAAGACAGUGAUAACAUCGAGGAAGGGGCUCAAUAUAACAAGCUCUUCUUGGACUACACUGUCGAGACGUACUCCAAGUUCAUUCAGGGUGAAGACACAUUUGAGGCUGAGGAUGAAUCAUUUCUCAAUAAACUAAAGAAGCUGUACAAUGUUGAUGAGGCCCUGCUGGCCUCCAUGGAGGAGAAGCACAGAAUACUCACUGAUGAGGUUGAACGACUGGAGAAAGAAAGUCAGACUGACCGUCUCAUGACCAAGAAGAUGGAAAAAAUGAAGCUGCAGACAGACCUGAAGAAACUCCAGAGUUAUCGAAGCAGCCUCGAGUCUUUUAAAGCCAACUUGGAGAACAAAGCUUCAGAGCUGAAAGAUGAGCUGGAAACAACUGUCAGUCAUCUGGAAUCUCUGAAACACGAGAGAGACGAACUGCAGCACAUCCUGCAAAACCAGAAGUUCACUCCAGCCGAUGUAGAGAGGAUCAACAGAGAGAAGAGGGAACUGCAGCAGACCAUCACCAGUCUCACCAAGUCUCUUGAAGAUGCUGAACAGCACAAGUGGAACGAGGAGAUCGCUCUGGCCAAAGUGAAAGAGAAGGCGGAGUUGAAGCUGACCGAGUACCACAAGCUGGCACGUAAACUGAAGCUGAUGCCUCCCUCUGCUGAGAACGCCUGUGGUCACGAUUUUGAGAUCAGGGCUUUUGAAUGCGGGACCAGCAGCUCUGUUCAGCAUAAAACACAGAUACAGAUGCUCCUGAGAAAGCUGAUCAGCGACGUGGAGGAGGAGAACAGUCGUUUAACCAACAUGAAACUAAGUCUGGAGGAAUCCUGUGAACAGCUAAAUUCUAACAUCAUGGACAAGUCCAACGAUCUGAAGCAGCUGAGAGAGCAGAUCCGCAAACUGGACGAACGGCUGGAUUCUGACAUGCAGGAGUUGGCCCGGGAGGAACAGGAGUGGGCAGCCGAGAUGGAGUCCGUGGAAAACCACCGCAAACUUCUCGAGAAGAAAGUUAAUUUCGGUUACGACGAGGCUCUGCAGCAACUCAAGGCGGCACAGCAACAGUACCACCUAGUGCUGCAGGAGACUAAUGAGGAGAGGCGAACAGUAGCCAACAACCUGGCAUCUGUGUUUACCACAGCUGCUAACCACUUGUCCAUUACAGAGAAGUCCAUGGAGGAUCUGCACAGCCGUGUGCAGCAGAUGUGCUCUAAGGCUGUGGAAGAGGACGACGCCGCUCUACAGAAGAUGCGGGAAACUCUGAAGACCUUCAAGUCCAAGGCCGACAGUUUAUAAAGAGACAGCGAGGCGGAGGCCUGUAGGUCCAUCCUGCAGACCUCUGCAUGUAAAUAUGCCCUGUGUGUUGUUCUUAAUGUUUUUAAGGUGGUGGGGUAUCUUUGGGAUAAACACGUAAAUAUCCACAUUGAUGGCCUCCACGGUCUUGACAGCUCUUUAUAACGUAACACAAGCUUUUCUUUAUCUAUUUACUUUUCUCCUAGUCACCAGUCUCCCCUUCUUUUCUUGAACUGUUAAUUGCAAAGGCAAUUAUUUUAAAGUUGUUGUUUUGGAGGAUGUGUUUGCUCUUUUUUUGCUAGUUAUUAAAAACUUGUGGAAAAAAAUGCAAAAUUCUUAUAGUGCGGCCGAGUCAAUGUAACAUUUCUACAGCGAAACUAUAAACUGAACUUAAUUAAUAAACCUACGAUAUGAAGUAACAUUUUA
Mugil cephalus (flathead mullet) is the source of this 2478-nucleotide messenger RNA. It is a transcript of the gene ndc80, whose product is annotated as NDC80 kinetochore complex component. The transcript is spliced from 17 exons. The coding region runs from base 133 to 2055 and encodes 640 amino acids. Gene Ontology annotation, biological process: attachment of mitotic spindle microtubules to kinetochore. Gene Ontology annotation, cellular component: Ndc80 complex. Lineage: Eukaryota; Metazoa; Chordata; Actinopteri; Mugiliformes; Mugilidae. The record is from RefSeq and is a predicted model, not a curated record.